Molecule: messenger RNA, 1095 nt
Organism: Panonychus citri (citrus red mite)
Lineage: Eukaryota; Metazoa; Arthropoda; Arachnida; Trombidiformes; Tetranychidae
Exons: 3
Coding region: 1-1095 (364 amino acids)
Source: RefSeq, a predicted model, not a curated record
AUGAUUUUAGAUGAUAAUAAUUAUAAUGAUUUAGUUCUGGAAAAUGGUAUUAAUUGUAAUUGUUCAUUGGGCUCACCAAGUUCAGCUGAUUCGAUUGCUUCUGAUUCAACAAAUGGACGAUUGAUUUUAUCUUCGGAAUCAUCUGGACAAUCAACUAAUGGUAAUUUUGAGAAGCGGCAAAUAAAUGGUCAAUCUAGUGGUAAAUUAGUUCAACAAUCGAGUGGUGGGUUCUCGGGAUAUAAUGGGUACGAAGGUGGUGGUGGUCAAGGCGGAGGACGAUUUAGUAAUCAGGAUGGGUUUGGGAGUAAUGGAGGAAGUUCAGGUGAGGGUGCAUUCGGUGGUAGUUUCAGUUCCGAUUCCAGAGGUGAAAGUCAAUAUAGUGGCAAUGGUAAUGGUCAGUUUGCUGGGAAAUCACCGGCGGGGUAUGAGAAGCCCGAAUAUAAUUAUUAUUCGACUGAUUUUAAGGACGAUCCUAAGCAACGAAAGGAGCGACAAGCAUGGCCAAUACCUGGAGUCAAUGUUCAAUUAGGUUUAGGGGGAGAGGGUGAUAACAAUUUCGAGGGUCAUGGGGGUGGGAAAGGACUACUAAAUAGAAUUAUUGGCGCUGGAAACUCUGGUGGUGAGAUGGUCAGAAAUAUUGGAGGGUUAAUUGGUAGUGGGCUUGGUGCCAUGGGUGGACUUGGGGGGCUUGGUAGAAUGCUUCACAUUGGAAAUAAAGGCGGCGGCGGUGGUGGUGGUCAUUUCUCUGAAAGAAAUGGUUUCGGUGGCUAUAAUGGCGGAGGAUCUGGCGGUCAAAUGGGAGGAGGGUUUAAUGGUCACCAUAGUGGAGGAUUUGGUGGUCAUCAUGGAGGGGGAUUCUUUCACCAUCAUAGUGGAGGAGGAAUCUUUGGCAAUGGAGGAGGUGGAGGUGACGGCAGUUUUGGAGGAGGUGGUUUUGGAGGUCAUGACCCCACUAGUGUUGGCCUUGGUAUCGGUGGUAAAAUUGGUUUGGGUGGUGCUGGAGCGGGAAUCAAUGCAAAUUUAGGUCCAGUUGAUCUUGGUCUUAAGCUUGGCUUAGAUGGACGAGGAGUAACUGCUGGUGUUGCUUUAGGAUGA